Musca domestica (house fly) is the source of this 2073-nucleotide messenger RNA. RefSeq lists its product as uncharacterized. Bases 198 to 1946 code for a protein of 582 amino acids. Gene Ontology annotation, molecular function: chromatin insulator sequence binding. The transcript has 2 exons. Gene Ontology annotation, cellular component: chromosome. NCBI's taxonomy places the organism in Eukaryota, Metazoa, Arthropoda, Insecta, Diptera, Muscidae. Gene Ontology annotation, biological process: regulation of transcription by RNA polymerase II. The record is from RefSeq and is a predicted model, not a curated record.
UUUUGUUUGAAACUGCAUAUGUAAGCAACUAGUUCUGUGGCUCAUUAAAUCAGUGAUUCUUGCUGAUUGCAUUUUCCUCAUGUCUCAUUCGUAAACAACAGAGGACUCCAGAAGCAAAUAGACUCACCUCUUAACAAAAAGAUCAAGUGAAUUGAAUUGGUAAUUGGAAAAACCGAGAGUAAAAUCCCAAAUGGACAAUGGCCUCUGUCCAACACAAUGACAGCUCAUUGGAGAAACAUAUGGUAUUCCUGUGUCCCGAAUGUGGCAAACAAAAUGAUACACAAUCCGAGUGGCGACGUCACAUCAACAACAUCCAUGGGUAUGCAACUAAGAGUGCCAGUGACUUCAAUUUCAAGGAAAUCGACAGUAAACAUCAUGAGUGUCAAGUAUGCCUUAAAUGGAUUCCAAAUGGUCGCCAAACCCCAGCCGUUUUGCAAUAUCAUCGCUUCAAUCACUUACCCUUUCCCAAGAUAUAUCGUUGUCGGCAUUGUCGUGGUUCAUUUUAUCGUAAACGUUCCCUGAUAGAUCAUCUGUUUCGUAGCCACGCUAGUUUGGUAAACAAACUUGAGCGCACCGCCGUAGUUGCAGCACAUGGCAGUGGUGGUGAUAUAAAAAAUCCCCUAAGGGACCCCAGCAUAAACAAGGAAUUCUAUAUACGUUUCCUGUGCCCUCUGUGUGGUAAAUUGUUUGAACGUUUUCACAUUUGGCUGUUGCAUUUGGAUUCAGCCCAUCCCAGUACAUCGGUGGAUUUGAAUAUGAAUCGGAUAACUGGAACGAAUAAUUACUAUUGCAGUACAUGUUCGUUCACCUUGAAAGAUGGCCCCAGUCGCAGCCAAUUGCAAAGGCAUCACUUCAGCCAUCUGCCAUACCCCUGCUACUUCCAAUGUGCAUUCUGUUAUAGCCGCAAAGAGUAUAAAACGGAACUUUUGCUGCAUUUCAUCAAAUACCACAACAGGGAAUUUGUAAAAUAUAAAAAAUUGAUUGUUAUGCCUGAGGAAUGGGGUGGAUGUCCAGAAAGAAGCAUUGUAUUGGAAAUUCAAAGUCUGUUGGGGGAGGGGAGACUCAGGCAAAAAAGUGAUAUUCUGCAAAAAGCUUUGCUGGACAUUAAUCUGGAUGACGAUAGUAAUGCUGAUGUUUCCACAAUCGCGAAAUUUAAUCAUGAAAAUGCAUUGGAUCAAAGUCUCAAUUCAUUUGCACACAAAAAUAGAACAGCCCCAGCAUCAUCCAGCAAGUCUUGUGUUAUACAACUUUCCGAGAUCAGCGAACAAGAUUUGGAAACAAUAUACCAAGAAAUGUUUGAAGAACUUCCCGAUAGUGUUUCCAGUGGUUCGUUGCUGUUAAUGGAAAAUUUCAAUCUUACCAGGCAAAUGCAGAAAUACAUACACUACCUUUGCCCGGAGUGCGGCAAAGAGUUUAACGACCAAACUACAUGGCGUGCACAUGUCUAUGAAGCCCACAAUCUUAUAAAUGCUGUCCAAUCUAAAUUUCGUCCUUUGAAUAGUCAAAAAUCAAUGUAUCUAUGUUUAGUUUGCCAUCAAAUUCUGAAAACGACGAAACAUGCCGAUCUGCGGCGACAUCAUUUCCAGCACAUGCCCUUCCAGUCGUAUCUGAAAUGUAUUAUUUGCAGUAAGACCAAAUCGAGUAAACCCAAAAUGGUCCAACACAUGGACUAUGUCCAUCUGAUGCAUUCCCGGCGCGAGAUAAAUGCCGAACAGCCGAAAAAGUUUUCGAAAAAACACCAAUGCUUACAAUGUGAUAAGGUGUAUACGACAUUGGCCCGCUUCCGUACGCAUUGUCGUGUGUGUCCGAAACGGCUGCUGCCCCUGCCCAAGGGUAAAUUUAAUAUUGCCGAAAACGAGCGAUUAUUAGAACAUUUGAAGACGGCCAGUGAACGUCUCGAUGCAAUGCUGGAGGAGGCAAAAUCAGCAGCAUCAACAACAACAUAGUUGCUAAUGCAUGUUGAGUAAAUACUUUUGUGGCUUUAGACAAAUUUUAAUUAUAUAAAUUUAAAUUAGAUUUUGAUAAAUCAAUAAAAAAUAUGUAUCUAAAAAAUGAUUUUAUAAAUCUCAUAAA